Molecule: messenger RNA, 1623 nt
Organism: Phycodurus eques (leafy seadragon)
Lineage: Eukaryota; Metazoa; Chordata; Actinopteri; Syngnathiformes; Syngnathidae
Gene: alp3
Product: alkaline phosphatase 3
Exons: 11
Coding region: 1-1623 (540 amino acids)
Biological process (GO): dephosphorylation
Cellular component (GO): plasma membrane
Molecular function (GO): alkaline phosphatase activity
Source: RefSeq, a predicted model, not a curated record
AUGGAGCCUUCAAAAGUGUCCAUGUUGGCUCUUUUCCUGCUCGUGGUCGUUGGAAAAACCUCAGCCAAAGUUGAAGAGGAGAACGCAGAGUUCUGGAGAUCGCAGGCAAAGAAGACUUUGCAAACAGCUUUAAAUAGGAAGCAGAACACCAAUGUGGCCAAAAACAUCUUGUUUUUCCUCGGAGAUGGUAUGGGAAUCACAACCUAUACAGCAGCUCGUAUCCUCAAGGGACAACUGCAGAACCAAACAGGAGAGGAGACAGUGAUGACCAUGGACACCUUCCCCCAUGUGGGCUUGGCUAAGACCUACAGUGUGGACUUCCAGAUUGCAGAUAGUGCUGCCACAGCCACUGCUUAUCUAUGUGGGGUAAAAACCAACCUGAACACCAUUGGCGUCAGCGCAGCAGCUCGAAAUGGCGUUUGUAAGAGUCAGAAGGGCAAUGAAGUCACAUCCAUCCUGAAGUGGGCCAAAGAUGCAGGCAAGUCUGUCGGCAUUGUGACAACCACACGGGUGCAACAUGCAACCCCGGCCACCAGCUACGCCCACAGUGCCAGCAGGAAGUGGUACAGUGACACGGACAUGCCUGCUGCCGCCAAGAGAGAUGGCUGCACUGACAUUGCCUCUCAGCUGCUUAAUAACACAGACAUAGAUGUGAUCAUUGGUGGCGGGAGAAAGUACAUGACCCCCAGGGGUACCAAGGAUCCAGAAUACCCCAGAGACUACUCAUCCAGGGGUAAAAGACAAGACAAACGCAACCUCAUCAGUGAAUGGCAGAACCAGAAAAUAGGCAAGGUAGCCCAUUAUGUAUGGAAUAAAACCGAUUUUGAUGCUGUCAACCCAGAAACCACAGAUUACCUCAUGGCUCUGUUUGAACCAGGUGAUCUGCGAUAUGAAGCUGAGAGGGACCCCAGCAUGGACCCAUCCAUCGUUGAGACCACGGAAAAAGCCCUCCGCAUCCUCAGGAAAAACCCUAAAGGCUUUUUCCUUUUAGUGGAAGGGGGCCGCAUUGACCAGGCCCAUCACGAUGGCCGAGCAUACAUGGCACUUCAUGAGACGGUUGCGUUCGACCACGCCAUUGCCAAGGGCCUUGAACUCACCAACGAGGAGGAAACGCUCACUAUAGUGAUGGCUGACCAUUCCCACCCAUUUACCUUCAACGGAUACCCAUUUCGAGGGCAAAGUAUUCUGGGGAAAUCUCCAUUGUGGGCCAAAGAUAUGUUGCCAUACACCACACUUAUGUAUGGAAAUGGACCUGGACACAAAAUCACCAAUGGCACACGGCCCGACAUCCGCAAUGUCAACACAAAAACUAAAGAGUAUGUCCAGCUCUCAGCAGUGCCCACAGACUCCGCUACCCACAGUGGAGAGGAUGUGGCCGUGCUGGCCCGUGGACCCAUGGCCCACCUCUUCCAUGGCGUCCAGGAACAAAAUUACAUCGCCCACGCCAUGGCCUAUGCUGCCUGUGUGGGGACAGACCUGAGGCACUGUCGAGGGCAAACGACUCCGGCUUUUGUUCACACCACCUUCAACAGCGAUAAUAGUGCUGGAGGAGCCCGAACCUCAGCGGCAUUGAUCAGUGGCCUCCUUAGUGCAGCACUGCUGGCCCAUAAUGUGCUGAUGUAA